Prorocentrum cordatum is the source of this 763-nucleotide messenger RNA. The record is from the annotation of a GenBank genome assembly. Lineage: Eukaryota; Dinophyceae; Prorocentrales; Prorocentraceae.
GCUGCGGCUAGAGUCAGAGUGCCGCGACCAGUUCCAGCGCUUCCUGGAGUGGGCGUGCCAGCAGCAGCUCCGCGGCCAGCGGUCGUCCGAUGCCGAGAGCGCCGUGGUGGAGAUGCCGAACCAGACGCAUUGCGGCGGCUGGGCGUCGAACGCGGCUUCGAGGGCACGCCUGCCCUUGUCGAAGGCUGCGGCGCGCCUUGUGGCCGAGCUGCUGAUGGACCAGGGGGGCUGUCUCGUCGGCGCGGCCGCCCUCUUCGCCUGCGCCCGCUACUUGAGGCUGGGCGGGCUCUUGAGGAUCCGCGAGGGCGAUCUGGCGCCGCCUGCGGGCUCGGAGCGCGCGCUGAGGAAGAAGUGGAGCAUCGCCCUCCACCCCCAGGAGCCGGCGGAGAUGUCCGAGGCAGGUGUUGGGGGCGAGACCAUCCUGAUCGUCGCCGUAGACCCCUUCAAGUUCGUGGAGAGGGUGACGGCGCGGCUCCGCGGGAGCGGAAGCGCCGCCCAGGUGUUUCCCGUCGCCUACCGCGAGUGGGCCGUGGCGCCCGAGACGGUUGCCGAGGCCGUGGGCCUCAUCGGCGAGGCGACGCCUGUGCUGUGCGCGCCGAGACACGGCACGGCAUCCCACGACGCGAUGACGGGCGCCCGCGACGCCAGGGCGAUCCAGGACCGAGGGCGCGUGAACCAGGUGCUGCGGCCGCCGCCCGCCAGCGAGGCGAGGGCGGCCGCCGCCGCCGAGCAGACGACUUCCGCGUGGCUCCUGCCGAGUUGA